AUGCAUAUCGCUUCCCUCGCUCUCCUGGCCGGUGCCACUGCCGUCGCGGCCGACACAGUCACUCUUUUCCUGCCUGGAUUCGACCAGCAAAACCUCGUAGGCAGCGUUCUCGGAUCUAGUGCCAAAAUGACCACCUACCUCGUCCAAUGCGCCUCCGGCGAAGACGCCGAAGACUGCGGCGUCCCACCCGGCGGCGUCACCGUUAUCCAGGGUUCUUCGACCGCCGCUAUCAGCUACGGCAUGGAAGGAAUUACCCUCGAUGAGCGCUGCAAUUACGACGCCACCAGCGUUACUUGCUCCGGAAGCAUGGUUGAGAGCGGCAUUUCCUCUGCUUUGAACACCGCCGUACCUUUCUCUGAAAUUCCUGGUGGCGCUUUUCUGCCUGUUAGUAUCACUGCCACGGGUAGCUCCAGUGCUUCCGCUACUACUGGUGCUUCGGCUACUGCUUCUACUGCUUCCUCGACUGGCGGGUCUAGCAUGACUACUUCUGUUUCUAGCACUGCUACUGGUACCUCUACCAACUCUGAGAGCAACAGUGCUGCUGCUACUGGCACCCAGACUUCGUCUCCUAAUGCUGCUUUGCCCAUGAUAACUGGCAAUGCUCGCUGGGCUGCUGCUGGUGGUGUUGCUGCUGCUAUUGCUGUUGCCGCUCUCUAG
This is a messenger RNA of Penicillium canescens, 657 nucleotides long. RefSeq lists its product as uncharacterized. The record is from RefSeq and is a predicted model, not a curated record. The transcript has 3 exons. Bases 1 to 657 code for a protein of 218 amino acids. NCBI's taxonomy places the organism in Eukaryota, Fungi, Ascomycota, Eurotiomycetes, Eurotiales, Aspergillaceae.